This is a messenger RNA of Lactuca virosa, 1158 nucleotides long. The record is from the annotation of a GenBank genome assembly. Lineage: Eukaryota; Viridiplantae; Streptophyta; Magnoliopsida; Asterales; Asteraceae.
AUGGAGUCAACACCCCUCAAGCUCCUCCUCUUCCUUACUCUCAUCCACCACCUAGAAUCACACUCUUCGGCCUCUACACUACCCAAAGAAGCUCUUCCCACAAAAUCCGGCUACCUUCCGGUCAAUUCCACCACCGGGUCCGCCAUAUUCUAUGCCUUCUAUGAAGCCAAGAAUACCAGCAACACUUCUCUUUCUGAAACCCCACUUGUCAUUUGGCUUCAAGGAGGACCUGGCUGCUCCUCCAUGACCGGGAACUUCUACGAACUCGGUCCAUGGCGAGUGACAGCUUCAGUGAAGCAAAACGUCGAACACCUUACGCUCGAGCCUAACCCAGGUGAGAGUUACUCUGGCAAAUAUGUCCCAUCAAUUGGGUACUACAUUCUCAAAAAGAACCCCCUUUUACCCGCUUCUAAACGGAUCAAUUUGUACGGAUUAGCUAUCGGAAAUGGAUUAACAGAUCCGGCAACGCAAGUCGCCACUCAUGCUCUCCAUAGUUACAAUCUUGGGUUGAUCAAUGAGAAGCAGAAAACCCAAAUGGAGAAACUUCAAAUUAAAGCUAUCGAACUCACAAAAGCUGGUAAUUGGAGCAAUGCAACAGAUGCAAGAAACAACGUUUUGGGAUUUCUGCAUAGCAUCACAGGUCUAGCUACUUUGUAUGACUUCAGGAGACAGGGUCCUUAUCGUUCUGAUUGGGUAGAAGAGUUCUUGAAGAACCCAGAGGUUAAAAAGGCAUUAGGAGUGAAUGAAUCGAUGGUUUUUGAGGAAUGUAGUGAUGUAGUUGGAGCAGCGGUGCAUGAAGAUGUGAUGAAGAGUGUGAAGUACAUGGUGGAGUUUGUUGUUAAGAACACUAAGUUAUUGUUGUAUCAAGGGCAGUGUGAUUUGAGAGAUGGGGUUGUGUCUGUCGAGUCUUGGGUGAAGAAGAUGAAGUGGGAAGGGAUUGGGAAGUUUUUGGAUGCAGAAAAAGAUGUAUGGAGAGUGAAUGGUGUUGUUGCAGGGUAUGUGCAGAAAUGGGAUAAUUUGAGCCAUGUGGUGGUGUUAGGGGCAGGGCAUUUUGUGCCAACCGAUCAAAAUGUGAAUUCUCAAGCCAUGAUUGAGAAUUGGGUUCUUCGUUUGCUAUCAAGAAUGCUCAAAAGCUUUCAGUUGAUUUUUGAUCAUUAA